CUACCUUGAGACUCCACUACUUCAAUCCAAAACACAACACAUUUCUGCAAUUUUCCCUCUCAAAAACCUCAAAUUUAAUACAUCAAUGGCGCCAAAGGCAGACAAAAAGCCAGCAGAGAAGAAACCGGCCGAUGCUGAAAAGAAGCCGAAAGCUGAAAAGAAACUCCCCAAAGAAGCAGCACCAGGGGAGAAGAAGAAGAAGAGAUCAAAGAAGAGUGUAGAAACCUACAAAAUCUACAUCUUCAAGGUUCUGAAACAAGUUCAUCCCGAUAUCGGUAUUUCGAGUAAGGCAAUGAGCAUAAUGAACAGCUUUAUCAAUGACAUUUUUGAGAAGCUUGCUCAAGAAUCUGCUCGUCUUGCGAGAUACAAUAAGAAGCCUACUAUCACUUCUCGUGAAAUUCAGACUGCUGUUAGACUUGUUUUGCCUGGUGAAUUGGCUAAGCAUGCUGUUUCUGAGGGUACUAAGGCUGUUACUAAGUUUACUAGCUCUUAAUUUAGGGUUUUGAGUAUUAAUGUUUUACAUUUUUUUUCAGUUCAUGUUGCUGGAUUAUUAAGGAAUUGAUGUAUAGUUUUGCUUGGAAAUCAAUGGAAUUAUCACAUUUUGCUGGCUAAUUUGAUGAAUUAGUUCAA
Messenger RNA from Chenopodium quinoa (quinoa), 630 nucleotides. Its product is annotated as probable histone H2B.1. The record is from RefSeq and is a predicted model, not a curated record. The coding region runs from base 86 to 493 and encodes 135 amino acids. Gene Ontology annotation, molecular function: structural constituent of chromatin; DNA binding; protein heterodimerization activity. Gene Ontology annotation, biological process: nucleosome assembly. Gene Ontology annotation, cellular component: nucleosome. The transcript has a single exon. NCBI's taxonomy places the organism in Eukaryota, Viridiplantae, Streptophyta, Magnoliopsida, Caryophyllales, Amaranthaceae.